AUGCCCCGUCGAUCACCCAGACAUGCGUUCGAGCUCUCUCGCGCCACCGAUGAUAGCGUCGCAGAAACCAGCUUGGCUGAAACCCAACCCUCCGAGGUUAGCUUCCGCACCGAGGAAGGCACUCGUGCGCCUGAGUCUACCCUAGGACAAUCGGCUGCCUCGACCACCAGGACCCCGCGUAGGAACCCAAGGAGGCAAGUGAGGGACGGACAACCGGAAGGCCACGACAACAACAGCAUGGAGAUUCGGGACUCCGGAGCGAGCAUGUCGCACACCUCUCAGCUCAGCGUACCGGGCUUCUCAAAGUGGACCUCCUUCGCCUCUUUCAGUUUGAGAGGGCCUCCAGCGCAGGAAGAGAGCAGAAAGGAAAGCCCAGACUGGGUUCACUGGUGUGAACACAGGGAAGACUUCUUGAGGCACUACGAUCUCUUGAGCCCGCUGAUGGUGCAGCUCGCUGCCGGACCUGGUCCUAUGUGGACCGUAGAGGGACCGAACCGGGGCACCCAAUGGAUCGAUACUAAGCAACGAGGGGUUGUUGACGAUCUCAACAAGGUGUUUAAAGCUGCGCAGGAUGCGGUCGGAAGGAUGCAGGGCUGCGAGUUUCGAAUGGAACACGAGGAAAACCUUGUCAGGGCGAGUGCAAACCGAGCGAGCCUAGCGGUUAUCAUGCAGAAGGCAUACGAGGAGUUCGUUCUUCUGGCUAAAAUGAAAGGGUUCACAUUUGCGCCUCCUCGAUCUGCGACCGCCCCCCGUAGUGCAAACUCCGGUGGUCAGGACCAACAAUCCGCUUCAGGAAGGGCUCAACCUGAUGUUCAACCCGACGCGACCAGGUCCGAUCACGAGGAUUCGGAUGAGGAGAUGCCUACCGCUUGA
Messenger RNA from Filobasidium floriforme, 873 nucleotides. RefSeq lists its product as uncharacterized. Lineage: Eukaryota; Fungi; Basidiomycota; Tremellomycetes; Filobasidiales; Filobasidiaceae. The transcript has a single exon. Bases 1 to 873 code for a protein of 290 amino acids. The record is from RefSeq and is a predicted model, not a curated record.